AAACAGGGACACGUGAUCUCAUUUCGCGGGGGUAAUCCGGUCUUGUUAGUGAGCUGGUCGCGGUGUUCUUUAUCAGUCUGAGCAGCAUGGACCUGGUAGAUCCUUCCCAGAGCGCCGCCGCGGCAGCCGGAACACAACUAGUCAAGGAUGAAGUGGCUGAGAAGUGUCAGAAGUUGUUCCAGGACUUUCUGGAGGAAUUUCAGGGUAGCGAUGGGGAGUUGAAGUACCAGAGUGAUGCUGAGGAACUGAUCAGGCCAGAGAGAAAUACACUGCUUGUCAGCUUUGUUGAUUUGGAACAGUUUAAUCAGCAGCUCGCAACUACCAUCCAAGAGGAAUUCUACAGGGUGUAUCCGUACCUCUGUCGAGCAGUGAGAGCUUUUGCUCGAGAUCAUGGCAACAUUCCACAGAACAAAGAAUUCUAUGUCGCCUUCCAGGAUCUUCCCACCAGACAUAAAAUUAGAGAGCUGACCACUCCUCGCAUUGGAUCUCUGUUGCGGAUCAGCGCUCAGGUGGUUCGGACUCACCCAGUCCACCCGGAACUGGUCAGUGGGACCUUUCUUUGCUUGGAUUGCCAGACCUUGGUGAGGGAUGUAGAGCAGCAGUUUAAAUACACCCAGCCAAGCAUUUGCAGGAACCCAGUGUGCGCCAACAGAAGGAGGUUCAUGUUGGAUACAAACAAGUCAAGAUUUGUUGAUUUCCAAAAGGUUCGAAUUCAGGAAACGCAGGCAGAGCUCCCAAGAGGCAGCAUUCCACGAAGCGUUGAAGUGAUCCUGCGAGCGGAAGCAGUGGAAUCAUGUCAGGCCGGGGAUAGGUGCGACUUCACUGGAUCUCUGAUAGUUGUGCCUGAUAUUUCUCAGCUCUCAACCCCAGGUGUUCGUGCAGAGACCAGCUCUAGGGUGGGUGGAAGAGAAGGGUAUGAGGCUGAAGGUGUCCAAGGUCUCCGAGCCCUUGGAGUUCGAGAUCUCUCCUAUAAGCUGGUCUUCCUUGCAUGCUAUGUCUGUCCAACCAACCCAAGAUUUGGUGGGAAGGAAUUGCAUGAGGAGGAUAUGACUGCAGAGAGCAUCAAAAACCAGAUGUCUGUGAAGGAGUGGGAGAAGGUGUUUGAAAUGAGUCAAGACAAAAACCUGUACCAUAACCUAUGCACCAGCCUCUUCCCAACUGUGCACGGUAACGAUGAAGUAAAGAGAGGCAUCUUACUGAUGCUGUUUGGGGGUGUCCCUAAGUCAACUAUGGAGGGAACAUCUUUACGUGGAGACAUUAAUGUUUGUGUUGUUGGAGAUCCAAGUACUGCCAAGAGCCAGUUCCUUAAGCACGUUGAGGAGUUCAGUCCCCGUGCGGUUUACACUAGUGGAAAAGCCUCCACUGCUGCCGGUCUGACAGCAGCCGUUGUGAAAGAUGAAGAAUCGCAUGAGUUUGUGAUUGAAGCUGGAGCACUGAUGCUUGCUGACAAUGGAGUUUGUUGCAUUGAUGAGUUUGACAAGAUGGAUACAAAGGACCAAGUAGCUAUUCAUGAGGCAAUGGAACAGCAAACUAUUUCAAUCACCAAAGCUGGUGUUAAGGCUACACUAAAUGCUCGGACUUCCAUUCUUGCUGCAGCAAACCCUGUAGGGGGCCGAUAUGAUAGAGCAAAGUCACUUAAGCAGAAUGUAAACUUGUCUGCCCCCAUCAUGUCCAGAUUUGAUCUCUUCUUCAUUCUUGUGGAUGAGUGCAAUGAGGUGACAGAUUACGCCAUUGCCCGACGUAUUGUGGACCUCCAUUCCAGGAUUGAGGAAUCUAUUGAUAGAGUUUAUACUGUGGAUGAAGUCAGGAGAUACCUUCUCUUUGCCAGGCAGUUCAAACCUAAGAUCUCUAAGGAGUCAGCGGACUUCAUAGUGGAGCAGUACAAGCGACUAAGGCAGCGUGAUGGCUCGGGGGUCACUAAAUCUGCUUGGAGGAUAACUGUACGGCAGCUGGAAAGCAUGAUCAGAUUGUCAGAAGGCAUGGCAAGGAUGCACUGCAGUGAUGAGGUGCAGCCAAAACAUGUAAAGGAAGCAUUCCGGUUAUUGAACAAAUCCAUCAUCAGGGUGGAAACUCCGGAUGUCAACCUGGAUCAAGACGAUGAACAUGAGCCAGAGGAUGAAACUCAGGAGGGGACGAAUGAUGCUGAAGUUCCCAAUGGUGUCAAUGGCCAUGUGAAUGGAAUUAAUGGGCAUUCUCAGGAGUCAAAUGCUGCUGCCGCAAAGCCGUCCUUGCGUCUAAAUUUUGCUGAAUACAAGCGGAUCUCUAACUUGCUGGUCCAGCAGCUGAGGAAGAUGGAAGAUGAAGAUGAAACUUCACAGAGAAGGAGUGAACUCAUGAAUUGGUAUCUAAAGGAGAUUGAGUCGGAAAUUGACUCAGAAGAGGAGCUUAUUAAUAGGAAGCAAAUCAUUGAUAAAGUUAUUCACAGACUUGUACACUAUGACCAAAUUUUGAUUGAACUCACACAGACUGAAUUAAAAGGCACAGGGGAUGAGGUUGUAGCAAAAGAGGAGGAUCCUUACCUUGUGGUGAACCCCAAUUACAUACUGGAAGAUUAAUAGGCUGCUUUGUGCCUCACAGACUUCAUUCUGCAAGACUUGCGCUUUACCUGUCUGGAAAUGUACAGUAUGAAAGAUUCGCAUUUAGAGGCUUUUUACCCAAGAAUAUAUCCGACAUCCAGUUUGGCGUUUUUAUGAAAGUUCUGACCUGGUUCUACAGAGGAAUUGUUGUGCCUUUCAUUUUUAUUCUUUUAGAAGCAUCACAUUUUACCCUGUUCCGUAAAGACAUUUUAGAGACUUUUAUAUCUACUGCUAAGCGUUCGAGUUCUUAUUAAAGUUUUAUUUGUA
Molecule: messenger RNA, 2843 nt
Organism: Xenopus laevis (African clawed frog)
Lineage: Eukaryota; Metazoa; Chordata; Amphibia; Anura; Pipidae
Gene: mcm6.L
Product: minichromosome maintenance complex component 6 L homeolog
Exons: 17
Coding region: 87-2555 (822 amino acids)
Biological process (GO): DNA replication initiation; mitotic DNA replication; regulation of DNA-templated DNA replication initiation
Cellular component (GO): nucleus; MCM complex
Molecular function (GO): single-stranded DNA binding; single-stranded DNA helicase activity; ATP hydrolysis activity
Source: RefSeq, a predicted model, not a curated record